Molecule: messenger RNA, 1308 nt
Organism: Solanum tuberosum (potato)
Lineage: Eukaryota; Viridiplantae; Streptophyta; Magnoliopsida; Solanales; Solanaceae
Product: 29 kDa ribonucleoprotein B, chloroplastic-like
Exons: 5
Coding region: 77-982 (301 amino acids)
Biological process (GO): chloroplast rRNA processing
Cellular component (GO): chloroplast thylakoid membrane
Molecular function (GO): mRNA binding
Source: RefSeq, a predicted model, not a curated record
GCUUCUUCAAAACCUUCAAAAUCUUGAAAAACCUUAUCUUUUUCUACUACACUAUCAACUCGGCGCCUUAUCAACAAUGGCUUCUUCAGUUUCUUCUCUUCAAUUUCUCUUUGUAACUCCACAAACCCUUUCUUCUCUAAAACCCAAUUCCGCACCAACUUCAUUUUCCUUCUUCUCUCUUCCUUCAUCUUCUCUGAAUCUUUCUUUAUCUUCUUCAACCCCUUCUUCUUCUAUCAAGCCUUUUGAAUCUUCUUCGUUCGGUUCUCGGUUUGUUCGUAACGUGGCGUUAUCUGAAUUUGACCAAUUGGAAGAUGAUGUCGGAGAAGUAGAAGAAGAACCCAAUUUCUCUCCGGACCUUAAACUCUUUGUUGGUAAUUUGCCGUUCAGUGUUGACAGUGCUGCACUUGCUGAGCUUUUCGAACGAGCUGGAAAUGUUGAGAUGGUUGAGGUUAUAUAUGACAAGCUCACAGGAAGAAGCAGAGGGUUUGGUUUUGUGACAAUGUCGUCGAAAGCGGAAGUGGAAGCUGCUGAGCAACAAUUCAAUGGAUAUGAAAUCGACGGGAGGGCAUUGAGAGUGAACUCUGGGCCAGCACCAGAGAAAAGGGAGAAUUCAUUUGGAGGUGGACGAGGUGGGAGAAGUGAAAAUUCCUCUUAUGGAGGUGGGAGAAGUGAGAAUUCUUCUUAUGGAGGUGCACGAGGUGGGAGAAAUUUCGAUAGCUCCAACAGAGUCUAUGUAGGAAACCUCUCAUGGGGUGUCGAUGACCUUUCACUUAGAGAAUUGUUCAGUGAUCAAGGCAAAGUUGUGGAUUGCAAAGUAGUCUAUGACAGAGAUAGUGGUAGAUCAAGGGGCUUUGGAUUUGUGACAUUCAGUUCUGCUCAAGAGGUCAACAAGGCAAUUGAUAGCUUGAAUGGCUUUGACCUUGAUGGCAGGUCCAUUCGUGUAAGUGCUGCAGAAGAGCGACCCCCUAGGCGUCAAUUUUGAAUGUGUUAAAUUACAUCUUUUUGAUUGAGAAAAACUUGAGGGCCUGGAAAUGAUGAAAAUCGCAACAAAGCUCAUGAAAUGCUUGCAACCUUCAACACCUGCUACUAGUUUUACACCAAAUUUGGUACAAAAUUUUGGUAUCUGCAUCUAGACUAAUGCGAGUACGACUAAUGCGAGUACUUAGUAUAUUUUCUUUUACAGUGUAUGUUCUAAAAUUGCCUUGGGGAAAGAUUCUGACCUGUAAUAUGUUGACUAAUGACAUGUUAGAUCACUCUUUGGGAUGUGUUAUCUUGGUGUGUGAAAUGAAUGUGGGAAUUGUUGCACAA